ACUUAAAGGACUGAAAUGAAGAUCACAUUGAACUCGACAGAAGUUUCUUAUUUCACGCUCGGUGCCCACGUUGACACGGGACUGUUUAAAUACUUCUAUCUCCUGAUACUUUUCAUGUUGUACUUGUUGAUCCUCUGUGCCAACGUGCUGCUGAUUGUAGUUAUCUGUAUGAACAGAAGUCUCCAUGAACCUAUGUACGUGUUCCUGUGCAGCCUGUUUGUAAAUGAACUGUAUGGUAGCACAGGGCUGUUUCCUCUGCUCCUGCUCCAGAUCCUCUCAGACGUUCACACUGUUCCUGUCUCCGUUUGUCUGCUGCAGGUUUUCUGUCUCUACUCUUAUGGCGGCGUGGAGUUUUUCACUUUAGCCGUCAUGUCCUAUGACAGAUAUCUUGCUAUAUGUUGUCCUCUGCAGUACAACACACGUAUGACUUCUAAUAAGAUCGCCAGGCUCGUUGCUUGGAUUUGGAUUUAUCCUCUAUUAAACAAUACUUUCUUCGUCUUUUGUCUGACUGCCCCUUUACAGCUGUGUGGAAACAUCAUCAACCAGGUUUACUGUGAUAAUCAUUAUAUCGUCAAGCUGUCGUGUUCCGACACCUCAGUGCAAAACAUCUUAGGACUCACUCACAUGUUCACAGUCAUUUUUGGUCAGGUUGUUUUAAUCCUCUACACGUACGUGAGGAUUUUAAAGGUUUGUUUCUCUGGUUCCAAGCAGACGAGACAGAAAGCCUUCAGCACCUGCACCCCCCACCUGGCCUCGCUGCUCAACUUCUCCUUUGGGGUUUUCUUUGAAAUAGUUCAGAGCAGGUGUGAUAUGAGCCGUGUUCCCAAAGCGUUGCGUGUUGUGUUAUCGGUGUACUGGCUCACGUGUCAGCCGCUCGUCAACCCUUUACUGUACGGACUGCAAAUGUCCAAAAUACGCUUCAUAUUCAAGAACCUGCUCUUUGGGAGGAAGAUGUGA
Pleuronectes platessa (European plaice) is the source of this 957-nucleotide messenger RNA. RefSeq names its product olfactory receptor 478. The transcript has a single exon. Gene Ontology annotation, cellular component: membrane. Bases 16 to 957 code for a protein of 313 amino acids. Gene Ontology annotation, molecular function: olfactory receptor activity; G protein-coupled receptor activity. NCBI's taxonomy places the organism in Eukaryota, Metazoa, Chordata, Actinopteri, Pleuronectiformes, Pleuronectidae. Gene Ontology annotation, biological process: G protein-coupled receptor signaling pathway. The record is from RefSeq and is a predicted model, not a curated record.